UGAGCAGGUAUGCUCAGAGCGCUUCUCUCUGGUGUCUCGCCUUCUUUGACCAGCUGGGCUCUGAGGGCGGAGCCACCAGCUGGCUUCGCAGCCCCGCCCCCGGCUCCCAGCCAAUCGUGGCCCCUCUCUCCGGGGGCUGGGCUGACUGGCCUCACUCAAGCUGCUAGUGCACGCCCUAGGCUCCGAGUCGAGUCGGAGGCUAUGCUCUGUUGCUCCUGCCGCCGCCGCCGCUGCCAGCCACCCAGCACGCUGGGGCUGUUGCUGCUACUGCCUCUUGUCCAUGUACCUCCCCUAGCAGCAGCCGCAGCAGGCCCAAGCCACUGUGAAACCAUGUACCAGGGCUUCGCUGAGUGUCUCAUCCAGAUGGGGGACGGCAUGGGCCAUGGAGGUGAGCUAGAGACUGUCUGCAGGUCCUGGAAUGACUUCCACGCCUGCACCUCGCGGGUCCUGUCCAGCUGCCCGAAGGAGGCAGCAGCUGUGUGGGAGUCGCUGCAGGAAGAGGCACGCCGGGUGCCACACGCAGAUAACUUGCAUGCUUUGUGCGGCGCCUCUGUGCACAUCUGGGAGCGGGGCGACAGCCCGGAGACCAACCAGGAGACCCUGCGGGCCACGGCACCCGCGUCCGACGUGGCCCCUGCGCCCUGGCUGCUGGUGUUGGCGUUGGCCCUCACCUGCCUCCUGGGUCCUCUUGCCUAGCUGCUGGCUCUGGUAUCAAGGCUCCCACCACCAGCCCUGCCUGGGAGGCCACUGCUGGGACUCUGCAGCUUUCAUUAAAGGUAUUUAUAUUUGUGCUCAGCUCUUUUCUUUCUCCUGGCUGCAGGUGGGGGCUCCCUGAACCUGAGCCCCAGAAUGGUUCCCUGGAAUAGGCGGGGCUGGGAAUCCCCCCAGGGGACUCAAUCUUGCUUCUAACAAACUUGCCUUUCCCAGUGGCUGCACAGAGCUUUCCAUUACGUGCAGCUCCCAGGAGCUCUGGUGGAGACCUGAGAUCCACCGGAACACACAGCCCUUUCUCAGCCCUCCCAGGCUAUCUGGGCCAGGGAGACGCCACACCAUGGGGCCUGUAGGGCAGGAGUUCUCAGUCCUGCACUCCUAACCCGGCCCCUCCUAACUUGGUUCCUAGGGGUUGGGUGAUGUGGACUGUUCCUUAAUCCCUGCCCCGCCCUGGCCGGUCCAUCACCCUCCUCCAGCUUGGUCCAUCCUCCCUUCUACCACCAAAGCCUUCAAGACGCAGCUCAGACUAUGUGCUGUGUCCCCUCCCCCUCUGGGGCCGGAACCAUCUCGGGGCCUGUUCCAGAAGGUGGGAAGCCUCUGUUGGAGUCCACGUUCAAGCCCCUGAUAUGACCUGGAGCUGCAGAAACCUCUGCUCUUCACAAGCUUGUUCUUUGAGAAGAAGUGUUCAGCAUGAAGGCUUUCUGAAGCAGUGAUGUGAGGGUGGGAAUUGUGUGAGGACCUCCUGUUCAUCCUGGUGGAAAGGAAGGGCAGGAAUCAGCAUGGGCAGAAUCCUGAGGGAAGGAGGAGACCUCCGAGAGGAUGGGACCAGCCAGGUCCCUAAACUCUUUUGAUCAGCCCUCUACUCUCUACCAUUACCUCCAAGACCCUAUUCUAAGCGACCACCCCAUGACUUGUGGGGACAUGUGGACACUGCCAUGGCUUCCUCACUGACUUCUGUUCUCAUUCCUUCCACUUUAUUCUCUGCUUUCUAAAUUGGAAAACUGAUCCCAAUGUUAAGCUCCUUCUCCUUAUCUACAAGGCCCUGUAGAAGUCAGCUCUGCCCACAGCUUCGUCAACUCCUGAAACUCCCCUCUGUGAGAGCAUAGAGGAACCAUCUUCCCAAUCCUUGGAGUUAGGGCAAGUUUCAGAGAAGGGGCACUCACAUAGGGGAUAACAGGAGGUUAGGAUGCAAGACUAGCAGGUGAUGGUGGUGGAGGAUAGGUGGGCUUGGGUCAGAGAGGGCUUUACAAGGAGAAGUCCAAAGGAAUCGGCUAGGAGAAACAGUGGGAGCCCAGAGUUUAGCAGUCUACGCUGCAAGACUGGCAUCCCCCACUCCCCCCAACAGGACAGAGUCAGGCUUGAUGAGACCCUUGCUUAGGGUUCAGGGUUGACAGGUAUCUCCAGAGACUUCAUCCAGGUGUAUGGGAGCCAUACCUUUUUUGUUUGUUUGUUUAUUGUGUUUUAAGUGAAAGUUUACAGCUUAGGUUAGUUUCUCAUGCAAAAAUUUAUACACACAUUGUUAUCUGACCCUAGUUGCUAUCCUUAUAAUGUGAAAGCACACUCUUCCUUUCCACCCUGGCUUUCCCAUGUCCAUUUAACCAGCUCCUAUCCCUUUCUGCCUUGUCAUCUCACCUCCGGACAGGAGUUGCCCAUUUAGUCUCAUGUAUCUAUUUAAACUAAGAAGCACACUCUUCACAAGUAUCAUUUUAUGUCUUAUAAAAAAGCCUGGCUAAUCUUUUUCUGAAGGGUCGGUUUUGGGAAUGGUUUUAGUUUUGGGUUAAGAGGGCCCGGAGGUCAUGUCUUAUGGAGUUCUUCCAGUCUCAGAUCAUUAGGUCUGGUCUUUUUACUAGAAUUUGAGUUCUUCACCCACUUUUCUUCUGCCCCAUGAGGGACUCUCUGUUGUGUUCCCUGUCAGGGCAGUGAUUGGUGGUAGCUGGGCACCAUCUAGUUCUUCUGGUCUCAGGCUGAUGGAGUCUCUGGUUUGUGUGAAACCCAUACCUUUUCUAUGCUUCCCAAACACCCUCCCAUUCUGGCUAGUUCAGAUGCCUCAGUGAACUACCUCUCUCUAUUCUGACUCUAUCUGUGCUCCUGUGCUUCAGCUGCCUGGGCUUUUAUCCUCAUUUCCAUUUCCCAACCGCUCAUUACCCAUCUUCUCAUGUCACCCGAAGGAUAAAGCUCAGGAAAAACCUCUCCGAGAUACAGACCCUUUGAUCUGUCUCCCCCAGCUAUAUAAGAAUCAUCAGAAUUUUCUAGAAGGAAAGUUCAGCUUUCCAUACCUAUGGAUCUUUGUACAUCUAUUCUCUGUGCUCAGAAUAGCCUCCCCCAUUUCCACCUGGGAAACUGCUACACUUUGUCAGCAUCACCUCCAGGAAGUCUUCCUUAAUCCUGACCCCAAGCAAGAUCAGAAGCCUCUUACAGGUCCAUACCUGGGCUCUGUCCUGUCUCAGCAAUGAUAGUACUGCUGGGUCCUUGUCACUGUCUGGGUCCAGGUCAGAAUUCCCCACCGUGGGCUACCCAAGGACAGGACCCUGUCAGAGUUUUCAUUGCGUCUCCGGCACUCAGCCUCAAACUGGGUAAAAGGUGCACUUGUGAGCAUUCGUGGAAUCAAAGUUAAAAUCUCUUAAGUCCAGCACAGGAAGUAUUUCAGUCAGCAAGAGCUUGGACUGAUAAUGGCCCCACUGUGUGGCGGAUAUAUCAGUGUGAUGUGGCCCCCACGGCCUGGACGUACUGCUGGGAGGGAUGAUGCUGGUGCUCCAGACCCCGAGGGUCUUCCUAGGGCCACUCUUGGUAAGUGGCCAGGAACAGCCUGCUUCCAGGAGCAGGGGCCCUUCUGCUCUGGCCAGCUAGCUAUCAGGAGGAUUACCAUCCUCCUGCUGUGACCUAUUUUCCCCUGGUUUUUGCUCCCUAAAUCCCUGCUGUUCCCUGGAUUUGAAUGACUUGAGUGUGUUUAGGGCAGGGAGGGGUUGGGCACAGAAUCUGUUCUCUGGCUAAGGGCUUACCAGCUUUGUGUGUUUUAUCCCAUAGCUUGAAGAGAGGGAUGGGCUGAUAGCCAAGGUGACUGGGCCGUCGGCACAGCUGCUCAGGUCAGGGCAUCAUACUGAUGGUGCUCCUGACUUUUGCAGCUCUGCAGACAAGGGGAAGCCUAUUGUUCAGAGAAGAGCCUAGGGACUGGAUGUCCUGGAUUCCAGUCCUGUAUUCACUGUCAAUGUUCACCUCAAGGCCUGAGGCACUUUAUCAGAGCCCAGACCAGCACCCGAACAGAAUACAGGCUCACUGAAUAUUUGUUGAAUUAAUUUGAUGAAUGUCUAUAAAAUGAGGUGUUGUGUGGAUUUCUGAGCCCCAUCAACUCUGAAAUUCAAUAUUACUUUUAACCUUUACAACAGUGAGUUUUGAGAUAGUGCAUGCAAUCUGAGGUCAGGAUUUUCAUCCCCAUUAUAUAGAUAAGAAAAGUGAGUCUUAGGGAGGGAACAUUUCUUGACUAAGGUCACACAGUUCUGGAAGUGUUAGAGCUGGGAUUUGUCCGUGCCCUUAAUCGUCACACUACUUUUGGAAACAAUUCAAAAAAUUUUUGUUUUUUAAUGAAAUCCUACCACAUAAAAUAGAAAAAAUCGUGUUUUAUUGGUGUUAAUAUGUUUUUAAGUUUAAGGCAUAACAUUGGCUUAUACAAAAACAGUUCCAGGUGCACAGUAAAUGCUCAAUAAAGAUUUGUUGAAUAAAUGAACAGACUGAAGCAGGGACAAUGGAUGGAUGCUACAAUCUUCUAAUCACCUGCAGCAUCUAAUUUUUUUUCCUGUGCUAUUUGGUUUGAUUGUAGAGUAAAGCAAUUCUCCUAUAGAGAAGUCAUUGUGAAUGGUAACUUAUUUUUUUUUUAACCUGCCUGCUUUGCAGUCUCAGGAUACACUUAAAUUCAAUUAACAAAAAUAAAAUUUAAACAAAGAAACAAAGUUACACGGAAACCCGCCCGAGACUGAUCUCACCAGUCCUCAAGUUAGCUAUUUGCAACUCCAAUGUAAUGGAGGCCAAAAUAACACAUAUAAGUGCCUGAAUUAUUUUAAUUAUAGCUUUAAAAAAUAGAUUUUGUUAAUGGAAUUUGUGAAGUUGCACAGGUACUUCCAGAAACCCCUUGAAAUGCACUGCGUCCCCAACCCCCACUACAGAACCCCCUUUUCCCUACCAGAAAUUCUCUCCCCUCGGACCGCGGUCCCCCUGCUUUCGUAUCAGAGGUCCAACCUGCAGCCUAAGUUUCAGCUGCUUUGAGCGAUUUAUAGACCCAUCCGGGAGGAGCCAGUCGGUCCCCACCCCGAAGGCGUUGAUUGGCAGGCAACGCAGGGAGCGCCGCCACUCGCGUAGCCAAG
Messenger RNA from Loxodonta africana (African savanna elephant), 5066 nucleotides. It is a transcript of the gene NRN1L, whose product is annotated as neuritin 1 like. The transcript is spliced from 3 exons. The record is from RefSeq and is a predicted model, not a curated record. Bases 10 to 696 code for a protein of 228 amino acids. Lineage: Eukaryota; Metazoa; Chordata; Mammalia; Proboscidea; Elephantidae. Gene Ontology annotation, biological process: neuron projection extension; nervous system development. Gene Ontology annotation, cellular component: plasma membrane.